AUGCCUCCAAUCCCCGCAGCCGAACUUCAGUCCUUUUCCGAACAUCUCCAGAAAAGCACCCGAAUCCUCGCGCUUCUGGGUGCCGGACUAUCAGCAUCCUCUGGACUGCCCACCUUUCGAGGAGCUGGCGGUAUGUGGAGAACCUUUGAUGCAAUGUCGCUGGCGACACCUGAAGCGUUCAGCGAGAAUCCCGGAUUGGUGUGGCAGUUUUAUAGUUAUCGACGACAUAUGGCGUUAAACGCGAAGCCUAACCGGGCUCACUAUGCAUUGGCGAAACUUGCGAAGAAGAAUAAAAAUUUUAUAACGUUGAGUCAGAAUGUGGAUGGACUCUCGCCCCGGGCAAAUCAUCCAGCUGAACAGCUACAUCUCCUUCACGGCUCAUUAUUCGACAUAAGAUGUACCGGCUUCUACUGCAAUUACUCUACGAAAAACGAUUUUACAGAUCCACUUACCCCGGCACUGGCCAUACCAACCCAAGGUGUACAACCCGAUCCAUCCACGGACGACAAAACAGGCGAAGCAGCGACCAAGACACUAUACGAAGCCAUGAAAUCGACCAGCAUAGGGAGAACACCACCAGAGCUAGACAUAUCAGAUCCGCUCGUCCCACUACCGAGUCUGCAAGUCGAAGAUCUACCCAAAUGCCCCGAGUGUGGAGGCCUGCUUCGACCCGGCGUUGUCUGGUUCGGAGAAGGAUUGCCUUCUCAAACAUUACGCGCAAUCGACGACUGGAUAGCGGAGUCUCCGCGCAUAGAUUUGAUGCUUGUUAUAGGGACUAGUUCCAAGGUGUGGCCUGCGGCGGGAUACGUCGAUUAUGCGCGAGAAAAGGGCGCGCGGAUUGCGGUUAUCAAUAUGGAUCGGAAUGAUGCUCCUGGAGGAGCUAAUGGGUUGGACGCGGGCGAUUGGUUUUUUGAAGGUGAUGCGAGUGAGAUUGUUCCGGAGAUUCUGCAGAGUGUGAUUGGUGAUGAGUAG
Molecule: messenger RNA, 972 nt
Organism: Talaromyces amestolkiae
Lineage: Eukaryota; Fungi; Ascomycota; Eurotiomycetes; Eurotiales; Trichocomaceae
Exons: 2
Coding region: 1-972 (323 amino acids)
Molecular function (GO): protein-malonyllysine demalonylase activity; protein-succinyllysine desuccinylase activity; NAD+ binding
Source: RefSeq, a predicted model, not a curated record